AUGCGCGAUCCGAGUCCGACUCCACCUCUCCCUCCCUACGGUCAAUUGUUUAUUAUCGGAAUAUGGGUAGAGAGUGUUUUGUACGCUGCUGUGUUUAUUCUUGUGAGGAGAUACCAAGCGGGAAAGUCCUCUGCGAGGCUCCUGCUUGCAACUUCUACAGUGUUAUUUUCACUGUCAACAGCGUAUGUUUCAAUCUCGUGCCGUGAACUGCUUGAAGCAUAUGUUUGGGGUCCUCCUGGUGGAGCAAAUUUAUAUUUUGCCGAUGCCUCUCAACAUUACUCUGGAGUGAAACUGAGUCUAGCUCUGGUCAAUAUUUUCAUUCAAGAUGUAAUAUUGCAGAUUUGGCGAAUGUGGGUUGUCUAUAAUAACAAAUGGACAAUCAUUAUACUUCCAAUUCUAGGAGAGAUCGGCCAUGUUGCUGCUGGAAUAUCCAGUAUUCACUCUAUUCUGCUUUGCAAUGCCACAGUAUCUGACCCCGCAGUUCCAAGCCUUGUGGUAUACUGGGGUCUAGAUUUUGUCAUCAACAUCGGAGUGACUGGAUGUAUUAUUCACAAAUUAUGGAGCGCAGGCCGCACCAUCAAGGGAUUCAAAAUUGCACAGGACACACAUCAUCCAUAUUUGAGUGUCAUAUUCAUCAUUGUGGAGUCUGGGGGAAUACUGGCAAUGGCAACAUUGAUUACAAUUUGUCUAUAUCUAUCUAGAAACCCAGCCGCUGCACCAGCUAUUGAUUCAAUUGUUCAAUUCGCGGUAAAUUGA
Messenger RNA from Lentinula edodes (shiitake mushroom), 756 nucleotides. RefSeq lists its product as uncharacterized. The record is from RefSeq and is a predicted model, not a curated record. The transcript is spliced from 7 exons. Bases 1 to 756 code for a protein of 251 amino acids. NCBI's taxonomy places the organism in Eukaryota, Fungi, Basidiomycota, Agaricomycetes, Agaricales, Omphalotaceae.